Rotaria sp. Silwood2 is the source of this 1281-nucleotide messenger RNA. NCBI's taxonomy places the organism in Eukaryota, Metazoa, Rotifera, Eurotatoria, Philodinida, Philodinidae. The record is from the annotation of a GenBank genome assembly.
AUGUUUAGCUUUCAAACUCUAUCAUGUCUUCAUGACAUACCCGUUGUUCGUUCAUCAACUAAUAAACUUCAAGAUGUGUAUACCAAAGCUAAGGAUACAAGUGCACUUAUUCGGGUUCCAUGUUGUUUAGCAGAGACAGUUGCUGAUAAAGUGUUAAAAAUUGCUCUUACAGUUGCUAAUCCCGUUGUUAAACCAUUAUGUGGACCUGUACAUGCAAUUGACAAUUAUGCUGCUCAAACAAUUCGUCAAAUCGAAUCUAAAUACCCUGUGAUUAAUACACCAACUGAAAACGUUGUGGAUACAUUCAACGUGAAAACAAAACCGGUUCUCAAUGUAGUGAAUUCAGUGAGAGAUACAACAACAUCAACAAUUCAACAUGGCAAAGAGACUGUUUCUAAUGUAGCAACAGCUACAGUAAAUAAAGCAUCAGGUGUGGUUGAUUCUGUAUUUUCGUUUUGUGAAACACAUGCACCUAGAAUGCAAUGUUGUAAUGCCGGUAAAACAAAUCAAUUAAAUGAAUAUAUUUGUUCAACUGCUGGUUCAUUAUUUAAUCAUGUAUUUCAAAUGGUUCAACCACCUUUGUUAUGGUUUAGAAUGUUGGUUGCAAGCUGCUUACUAAAAACUAAACAAACAAAUGAUGUUUUACUUACUAAAAUGCAACAAAAACGAUUUUUACCUGUUUUACCACAACGAUUAUUAAUUUUAGUCGGUAGUUUCUUGGAAAAUGUUACUAGACUAAUUAUGCCUAAUGAUGCUACAAUGGCUGAACAAGCAAAACCUUGGCAACAAACUCAACAACAAAAUAGAUUUAGUUCAUUAUCACAGUAUUUUUUUAAUCGACAAAACUUGAAACCUAAUCUGUCUGCAACAGGUAGUAAAAAAGUUGUUAUUAAUCAACGAGAAACAAGCGCAAAUCGUACAAGGAAUUUCAAUAAUAUUUCAAAACCACAACCCGAUUAUUCGAAUAUGGCUGAUGUAGAAGAAUUACAUGCUCGAUUAGCUUCGAAUGAUUUACGUGAAUCAACUUAUGAUAUGGGCAAUGAUAUGUCGACCACAGAACCUGUUUAUUGUGCUCCGAAUGAUGAACUUACACAAUUACAUGAUGGCUUUAAACCAACCGAUGUUAAACUUCUUUUUUCUGGAUUAUCUCCUGAUGGUUUACCAAAAAUAGAUGAUCAAGAACCUUUAACUGAAGAUCAACAACAACUUCAUGCUAGAAUUAUUGGUGCUGGAUUAGAAGAGCAAGGUUAUCAUGUAGACGAUAAUGAUAAUGAUGAUUAA